AUGACGAGGAAGAAAGUGAAACUUGUAUGGAUAGGAAACGACAGCGCAAGAAAAGCCAGUUUCAAGAAAAGAAGAACAGGGUUGUUAAAGAAAGUGAGUGAGCUAACCACCCUAUGCGGCGUGAGCGCUUUCGUGGUCGUUUAUGGGCCCGACGACACCGAACCGGCGGUCUGGCCGUCCCGGCAAGUGGUGGCUCAACUUCUGGCAAGAUUCCAGAGCGUACCGGAGAUUGAACGGUGCAAGAAGAUGAUGAAUCAAGAGAGCUAUCUCCGGGAAAGAGCCGGAAAAAUGCAAGAACAGCUCAGGAAACACAGCAGGAAGAACAAGGAGAUGGAGAUGGCUCGUAUCAUGCACCAAAUCCACAAAGGUAAGCAGCUGAUUGAAUUCGAAACCAUCGAACUGACCGGUUUGGUUUGGAUGUUGGAAGAGAGGAUGAAGGAGAUCAGGAAACGCGUGGAGUAUUUCCAGCAGGGCCCACUUUCUGUACCUGGUUCUUUUCUUUCUUCUGAUCAUCAGAAUCAGAAUCAGAAUCAUCAGGAUGCUGGUGGAGAUGCAGAUUCGGAGAACAUCAUGGUGGGAUCACAACAAAUGAACGGUGGAGAUUAUAACUCUUCUGCUGCUGCAGCAGAUCAAGGAAUAAGGACAGCUACUGAGUCACUCUGGUGGGAGAACAGCAAUGGCGGAGGCGGAGUUCAUAUAUCUGUAGCACCUCAAGGCUAUCCUCCUAAUGAUGUGGGACAUGGAGUUCAUGAUCAAAUGGGAUCGAAUAUUAGUCCCUGUGGGAAUUAUAGGGUAGUUUCUGCUGGUAAUUAUAAUUACAAUAAUGGGAAUGACCAAAUGGGUUUGCCUUAUGGAUAUUUUGGGGAAGGAAGCAAUUUUAACAAUAUGAAUGCUGGAUAUGAUAACAAUAAUACCAAUGUUAUAGGUCUAACCCAGAUGAUGAAUUUUGGAGGGAUUAGUGGAGGAAAUGAUCACCAAGUAGGGAAUAUUGUAUUGGCCAACUAUGGGACUAAUAUUAACAAUGGUGGGAAUGAUCAAUUGGGGUUUGGAAUUCAGUCCUAUGUGAAUAACAACGGAGACAACACUGGUGGAAUUGAUAUGGGAAUUGGGCAGAUUCCAUUUAAUAACGCAGUUAAUAAUAACAUUGGAGGAAGCAGUGGGUUUGGAAGUGAUCUUGGAUUGCCUUCUGGCUUAUUUUGUGGUGGUACCAAUGCUGGUAGUGAUGCAGGUCUGCCUUUUGAUAUUAUCAAGAAUUGGCCAGCUUCUUUCUCUCCUUGAAGGAGAUCAGUGACUGUUGAAGAUUUACAACUCUAUUUUGCUCAUGUAAUAGGC
Molecule: messenger RNA, 1332 nt
Organism: Ziziphus jujuba (common jujube)
Lineage: Eukaryota; Viridiplantae; Streptophyta; Magnoliopsida; Rosales; Rhamnaceae
Exons: 1
Coding region: 1-1278 (425 amino acids)
Biological process (GO): positive regulation of transcription by RNA polymerase II
Molecular function (GO): protein dimerization activity; RNA polymerase II cis-regulatory region sequence-specific DNA binding; DNA-binding transcription factor activity, RNA polymerase II-specific
Source: RefSeq, a predicted model, not a curated record